Messenger RNA from Drosophila kikkawai, 878 nucleotides. RefSeq lists its product as uncharacterized. NCBI's taxonomy places the organism in Eukaryota, Metazoa, Arthropoda, Insecta, Diptera, Drosophilidae. The record is from RefSeq and is a predicted model, not a curated record.
UUCGACAAGAAUUCAAGAGAUUCAAGAAAUUCAUGUAUCUUUAAGAUAUAUUACAUUAUUCUUAAGUCCAUCCUAAACAAACAUAUGUUUUUUGCCAUUCGCCAGUAUAAACAAUAAACUCAUCACUAACUUUGUGCUUUCAAUAUGAGCUUUCUCAGGGAACCUAUUUCAUUAGUAAACAAUUAAAACAAAUUAUAAAACAAUUGCCCGUAAAGUCAGAAAUAUUAUUUGGAAACAGUUCUAUAAUGACCUCAAAAUCCAAAGUAUUUGCUAUCGGAACUGAAUCCUGUGCAAUUAUAGAAGAAACUCCGAUUCGCAAGAGCAAGAAGGCGUAUUUUGAAGACCACUUGGAGCACCAUUUGGAGCAGCACCUGCAGAAACUUCUACUGGAUGGUGCCAGACCACUAACCACCGUUUAUUUAGAUAAAUCAGUUGAAACCUUUUCUGCCAAGGACAUAAAGAAAAACGGACGAUAUUAUUACGAGUUUGGUCCGGGCGAUAAGAUAAAUGGCUGGAUGAUAAAUGGGCCUGCCUUUGAGCCCAAAGGUAUAUUGAGUCGUGUCAAGGAGAAGAUCAGCAAGGACCAUUGGGUCACCGAUAAUGUGGCAAGAUAUAGUAAAGAUUCCAGAGAUUUUAUACUUCAAACGGUUUCCAAAUCCUUAGAUGAGGAGAGUGCUGACAUAUAUCAGUAUUUGUCCUAUCUGAAUGAUAAUUGUAAUAACACUUAAUCAAAAUAUCGUACUAGAUCCACCCUAAUUUAAAAAAACAGCUGCUAAAUACCAUUCACCCAAAGUUAUCAACAAAAAAGUGCCAUCGCUAAUGUUGAGCUUUUGAAUCAUUUCAUUUGUAAAUAAAUACAAGCUAUAAAUACAGCAAAA